CUCUACCACCCAUUCUCAUUUCCUACUAGGAAAGGUUUACAAUCCAACAUGCACAUUUUUCUCUCACAACACCCACUAAAUUUUCACUAAAAUCAUUCCAUUCCAAAAAAAAUAAAAAAUAAAAAAUAAAAAAUAAAUAAAAUAAUGAAUGCCGAUCAACACUCCUCCCAGACGCAGGGAAAGAUCAAGCGAGCUCGCGGCGGCGGCAGGAACACCAAGCACCCUGUCUACCGCGGUGUCCGGAUGCGGAGCUGGGGGAAAUGGGUGUCCGAAAUCCGGGAGCCGCGGAAGAAGUCGCGGAUUUGGCUAGGGACCUUCCCCACCCCCGAGAUGGCGGCGCGUGCUCAUGACGUCGCCGCGCUCAGCAUCAAGGGCUCCUCCGCCGCCCUCAAUUUCCCCCAAAUCGCCGCGGAUCUCCCCCGCCCCGCCUCCCUCAGCCCGCGCGACGUCCAGGAGGCGGCCGCGAAGGCUGCGGCUAUGGACAAAUUCGAUGUUUCUCCGUCGCCGCCGUCGCUGGCAUCGCUUGUGUCGUGCCUCGACAUAUCGGCGGCUGAGGAGGAGUUGAGUGAGAUCGUGGAGCUGCCGAGUUUGGGGCCGCCGUGUUUCGAGGGGAAUGAGUUUGUGUGUGUGGAGAACGCGGUGGAAGAGGGGUGGUUCGACGCGCCGCCUCUGUGGGGCGAUGCGGAUGCUGGGAUUUCGAGCUGCUUCGAAACUUUGCUGUGGAAUUAUUGAUUUUAAUUGUGCAUUUUAGGUGAGUUUUUUCUUUUGUAAUCAUCUUUUAUUCUACCCUCUUUUCUCGUAAUUAGAGAAAUUCUAGCCCUUUUUAUUUUUUUAAUCAAGGGCUUGCAUUUCUUUCUCUUUCUCAAAUCAAUCCUAUUGUACAUUCUUCUCUCUUACUCUUUUUUUAAUGAAAAAUGCUCGAGCAACCACAAUAAUGUGUAAAAG
Salvia splendens (bonfire salvia) is the source of this 945-nucleotide messenger RNA. RefSeq names its product dehydration-responsive element-binding protein 3. The record is from RefSeq and is a predicted model, not a curated record. Gene Ontology annotation, molecular function: DNA-binding transcription factor activity; DNA binding. Gene Ontology annotation, biological process: regulation of DNA-templated transcription. NCBI's taxonomy places the organism in Eukaryota, Viridiplantae, Streptophyta, Magnoliopsida, Lamiales, Lamiaceae. The transcript has a single exon. The coding region runs from base 145 to 732 and encodes 195 amino acids.